Messenger RNA from Dovyalis caffra, 1986 nucleotides. Lineage: Eukaryota; Viridiplantae; Streptophyta; Magnoliopsida; Malpighiales; Salicaceae. The record is from the annotation of a GenBank genome assembly.
AUGGCGUCGAAUCCUGCAAAUCUAUGGGUGUUAUUAGGACUGGGACUGGCUGGGAUUUUCUUAAUGACUAAAAAGUUUAAGAAAGCUAUCAGAGAAGAUUUUGGCGCAUUUAUCGAGAAGCUUCAGUUACUUCCUCCGCCGCAGCCCGCUCCCCCUAUAGCUCCUCAUCCUCUCACAGGCCUCACCUUCGCCGUCUCCGACUUAUUUGAGAUUGAAGGAUACGUGACCGGAUUUGGUCAUCCAGACUGGGCAAAGACACAUGAGGCAGCUUCUCGAACGUCUCCUGUGGUUUCAACUCUUGUUGAAGGAGGUGCUACUUGCAUCGGUAAAACUGUGAUUGAUGAACUUGCUUAUAGUAUCCAUGGAGAAAACAAGCAUUAUGGUACGCCCACCAAUCCUGCUGUGCCUGCACGAGUACCAGGUGGAUCCUGUAGUGGUGCUGCUGUGGCUGUAGCUGCUGAUCUGGUUGACUUCUCUUUGGGGUUAGAAUUUAGAAACUUCCAAAUUGCUUUCCAGCAAAUGUUUUAUGCAAAACCUUUUGUUGUGCCUGGGUUGCUCUUCCAGACAAUCAGUAUGCUAGUUAUGGUUAUGUGCUAUGUGGAUCCUCAAAGAGAAUUGGAAUCUGGUAUUCAUUUAUGUGAUAUAGGAUACUGUUGGUCAGGUGUUGAUACCGUUGGUGGUGUGAGAGUACCUGCUGGAUUUUGUGGUGUCAUAGGAUUUCGACCCUCAUAUAGAACUAUUUCUAAGAUAGGAGUCUUACCUGUUUCGGCCAGUCUUGACACUGUUGAUCGCAUUGCAUUGUUUGUUGCUCGAGGUUGGUUUGCUAAGGAUCCUAAUGUUCUACAACUCGUUGGCCAUGUUCUUCUUCAACCUGCUUUUGGAGGUCAACGUAAUCCUAGACAAAUUAUUAUGGCAGAUGAUUGUUUUCAAUUACUAAACAUUCCAGUUGAUAGAGUUGCUCAGGUGGUGAUAAACUCAACUGAAAAGCAUUUCGGAAGACAAGUAUUGAAGCAUGAAAUUCUUGACGUGUAUCUGAAUUCUAAAGUUCCAAGCUUGAAAGAGUUCCAUAACAAGAACACAAAUGGUGAAGUUAAAACUUCUUCUCUGAAAUUGCUUGCAAAUGUCAUGCAGCUUCUUCAUAGAUAUGAGUUCAGAAGCAAUCAUGAGGAAUGGAUUAGCACAGAGAAGCCAAUUCUUGAACCUAAUUUCUCAGCACAGAUGAAUGAAGUAAUGGAGAUAUCAGAUGCAGAGGUUGAACUCUGCAAGUCUAUUAGAGAAGAAAUGCGUUCGGCUAUCAACUCUCUAUUGAAGGAUGAUGGGAUUAUGGUGAUCCCUACAACUGCCUAUCUUCCUCCAAAACUUGGUGGGAAGGAGAUUUUAUCAGAAGAAUAUCAGAGCACUUCAUUUAGUCUUUUGAGCAUUGCUAGCUUGUCAGGUUGCUGUCAGGUCACUGUACCACUAGGAUAUUACAACAAGUGUCCUGUUUCAGUGUCCUUGAUAGCCAGACAUGGCAGUGAUCGCUUUUUACUAGAUACAGUGCGGACCAUUUAUACAUCUUUACAAGAACAUGCCAACACAUAUGCAAAAUCCAAAUCGAGUAACACAGACAGCCAGCAAAAUUCUGCUGAGAUGGCUAAAGAAAAGGGCAAUCAAGCAUUUAAGGACAAGCAGUGGCAGAAGGCUAUUAGCUAUUAUAAUGAAGCUAUCAAACUUAAUGACAAGAAUGCGACAUAUUACAGUAACAGAGCUGCAGCAUAUCUUGAACUGGGAAGUUUCCAACAAGCUGAAGCAGAUUGUUCCAUGGCUAUCAACCUUGAUAAAAAGAAUGUAAAGGCCUAUUUGCGAAGAGGGACAGCAAGAGAGAUGCUCGGUUACUAUAAGGAUGCAAUUGAAGAUUUCAAAUAUGCCCUGGUGCUUGAGCCAACUAAUAAAAGAGCAUCCCUUUCUGCUGAACGAUUACGGAAAGUGUUUUCACUAGGUUAUUGA